UAUCUGGCAUCUCUAGUGAAAAUCAGAUAGUAAAAGUAAAAACAAAAGCAAAAAGUUUGUCUUUUUUUUUCAUUUUCAUACUCAUGGAUUACUUGCCUCGUCAAUGGAAAUUGCCUUCACAAUAUCUUGCAAACCGCUAACAUUUUAUGUAUUGAUGCUACAUAUUGAGUUUUCACAAUGAAUAUUCUUCCGAAAAAAAGUUGGCACGUUCGUAACAAAGACAAUAUCGCCCGAGUACGACGUGAUGAAGCAAAAGCUGCUGAAGAAGAAAAAGAACGGCAGCGAAAAAUAGCGCUUGCAGAUCAGGAAGCCAAAGUAGAUUUCCUCCGACAAAAAGCAGCAUGCAGAUCAACCAACACUAGCACUUUUGAACCAAAGUGCGAAAUUGAAGAAAGACUUGAGAUAAGGGAACAUGUGAAUUUUUUUCAAGAUAUCGAAAAGGGCAAACAUGAUGGAGUAAAACGUAAGAAUGUCGACCAUGAACGAGAGAAAAAAGAAGAGCAGGAAAAAUACGAAAAACAAGUUGGCUACCUAACGUAUCUUGGGCAGGAUACAAACGAAGCCUUAGGAAAGCGAGAUUGGUAUGAUGUGGCACCACGACGAAACGAUACAUUCGAUACAGAUGGGAAACUUAUCGAAGUUUCCAUGAAAUCGAAAUCAUUCAAUGAUCCACUUAAUGUAAUACGUCGUUAUCUUCCUGCUUCAGUUUCACAAUCCAGGUCUCGUGCUUCUGAAGUUAUUCCGUCAGUUUCCAAACCACAGCAAUAUAAACCAGUUAUACAAAUAGACCAACAUAAUUUUAAACGCAAACGGAAGCAUAGUGCUUCAAACAGUGAAAGUGAAUCGGAUAGAAAAAAGAAAAGUGGGAAACACAGAACUCGACACAGAAAAAAUAAGCAUAAAAAGAGGAAAAAAUCUUACGGUAGCUCAGAAAUCGAAUCAUCUGAUGAGGAAACAAAAAAAAUUAAAAAAAUAAAAUUGGAAAUGCUACGACAAAAACGUUUGUGUCGAGAACAAGAAGAAAAAUCGCGAGCAGACAAAUUAUUGGCCAAAAUUAGAGGAGAACCCGCGCCACAGCAACCUAAAUUAUUAGUUGAUGAUACUGCUACAACAAUAAAACAAAAGUAUAACUCACAGUUUAAUCCAGAGUUAGCUAAACAAAAUUACGAAUAAAAAUAAAAAAGCAUUUUCUAGUUUAAAA
This is a messenger RNA of Wyeomyia smithii (pitcher-plant mosquito), 1201 nucleotides long. RefSeq names its product leukocyte receptor cluster member 1 homolog. Lineage: Eukaryota; Metazoa; Arthropoda; Insecta; Diptera; Culicidae. The coding region runs from base 178 to 1173 and encodes 331 amino acids. The record is from RefSeq and is a predicted model, not a curated record. The transcript has 2 exons.